AAUCUCUAUCUUCACACAUAUAUAUAUUCUUUCAAAACUUAGAUAUAUUAUUAGUACUAGUUGAUUAGAUGGUAAUGGCUUCAUCUAGUGGUGGUGUGCCUCCUGGAUUCCGGUUCCACCCGACCGAUGAAGAGCUGCUUCAUUACUACUUGAAGAAGAAGGUUUCAUUUCAGAAGUUUGACAUGGAGGUUAUCAGGGAGGUGGAUUUGAAUAAGAUGGAGCCUUGGGAAUUACAAGAGAGGUGUAGAAUUGGAUCAACUCCUCAAAAUGAGUGGUACUUUUUCAGUCACAAAGACAGAAAGUACCCAACAGGAUCAAGAACAAAUAGGGCUACAAAUGCAGGAUUCUGGAAAGCAACAGGAAGGGACAAGUGCAUUAGAAACAGCUACAAGAAGAUUGGUAUGAGAAAAACUCUUGUUUUCUAUAGAGGAAGAGCCCCCCAUGGCCAAAAGACUGACUGGAUCAUGCAUGAGUAUCGCCUCGAAGAUGCUGAUGAUCUUCAAUCAAACUCUCCUGAGGAUGGUUGGGUGGUAUGUAGAGUCUUCAAGAAGAAGAACCUGUUCAAGAUUAACAGUAAUAACAAUGAAGGAGCAGAAACGAGCAUCAAUUCUUCUGAUCAACAACUCAACACCUCAAACAACAUAAACUCUUUUCGCAACAAUAAUAAUAAUUUCAUGCACAGAGACAACCAAUUCAAUUUACUACGUCAAAACCAAACCCUAACAACUACACAUCAUCAUCCUGAACUUUCUCUUCACUACACUCACAUGCCUCCUACUCAGUAUUCUCUUUUCCAAUCCCAAAACUUAUUGCCAAAGCCUAUAGGCUAUGAUUACUCACCGGCUCUUGCUUCAAGCUCUCCGGUUAUGGCGGCAAAGCAAUUGAUGUCGAAUGGUAGAGACUGUGAAAGUGCAGGCAGUGAAAGUCUUAGGUACCCUGAGGCGGGGCUAGAGGUGGGUACUUGCGAGCCGAAUCAUCAUCAUCAUCAUCAACAACAGCAGAUGAAUCAUGACCAUUGGGCAAUGCUUGAUCGGAUUGUUACUUCCCAUGAUCUUGGAAAUGAUGAUUCUUCUAAAGCAGGAGGUGCUGUUAGGUUUGAAGAUGGAAAUGGAUCUUCAGUUCAUACAAUUAAUCAGCUUUCAUUGCGUGGAGAAAUGGACUUUUGGGGCUAUGGAAAAUAAUUAUUAUUUUAUA
Messenger RNA from Jatropha curcas, 1194 nucleotides. RefSeq names its product protein BEARSKIN2. Gene Ontology annotation, biological process: regulation of DNA-templated transcription. Lineage: Eukaryota; Viridiplantae; Streptophyta; Magnoliopsida; Malpighiales; Euphorbiaceae. The record is from RefSeq and is a predicted model, not a curated record. Gene Ontology annotation, molecular function: DNA binding.